GUCCCUAUGGGGAGGAGUUAUGACUGAAAGCUUGUUGAAUGUAACAGAAUUCAUGUGUCUUGGUGUACAGAAGUGGACAUGUUCUUUAGCAUCUCACUCCUUGUAAUUUCCGUCGCCCCUUUGUGUGGGGCUUUGGAGAGUGGUAUUAUUGGAGGAAAUGAAGUGAAACCACACUCCCGACCCUACAUGGUGUCUGUUCAAAUAAACAAUACACACAAGUGUGGUGGUUUUCUUAUUCGACAUGAUUAUGUGCUGACUGCAGCCCACUGUUUAGAUGACAUGGAAUACUCUGAAAAGGACAAGCUGGAUGUAGUACUGGGAGCUCACAACAUCAGUCAAGCGGAGCCCAAACAGCAGAGAAUCCAGGUGAAGAAAUACAUCAAGCAUCCCUGUUACAAGAGGAAUGAACGUCCAAAUGAUAUUGUGCUACUGGAGCUGAAGUCCAAAGCUAAGCUGAACAAGGACGUAAAGGUUGCUGUUCUUCCACAGAAGAAUGAGAACCUUCCAGCCAAUCAGAUAUGUUCAAUAGCUGGCUGGGGCAGUACAAUUCAGGACGGUGCUGCAUCAAGUGUUCUAAGAGAAGUGAUGCUCAAAGUACAGUUUAACUUUGAGUGUAGAAAAAUAUGGAAUGACCGAUUUUACACUAAUAGCAUGAUCUGCACUGCUGCUAAUGGGAAAAAAGCUUUUUGUGAGGGUGAUUCAGGAAGUCCUCUUAUCUGUGGCAAUGUAGCAGAAGGAAUAGCUGCAUAUACCUUUAAAAAUAAUUGCUUAAACCGCAAUCACCCAGAGGUGUAUAUGAAGAUUUCCUACUUUAUUCCAUGGAUUAAACAAGUAAUAGGCUAGAGCCUGACUGAAGUCUUUUUACUAUUUUAAUCUGAGAUAUUAGACAACACAGACCACAAAUCUAUACUUAUCUUCUAUACUUAGUUUAAUAUUAAUAAAAAUCAGAUUGUAUCCAUAAUUGGAGUUCAACAAAAAAAUCAACAGUUCCCUACUGAUCCUCAAGUUUUAGCAUGCUCCACAAAGCCCCCAGAUCUAUGGAAAACUUCAUCAUGAGUCAGGUGCUAGGUGGCUUUAGUUUUAUAUGUUCUCCUCAUGUCCUUGUAGUUUUCUCCAGUUGUCUCUUUCCUCUCAAAAAGCCACAGUGCCUCUGAGUGUGAAUGUAUUUGUACACAGUGCCCUGAAACCCUGCCCAGGAUAUAGCAGUUACUGAAAGUGAAUGAGUUUAAGAUCAAUUGAGAAUUAACAAUGUGAGUUUUUAGUGAGGUCUUGUGCAUUUUACAUCUAAUAUGUUGUAUUAGUGCCAUCUUCAGGACUACUUGCCAAAAACAUUUUAGAAAUUUAGUAUAUAUAUACUAUAUAUAUAUCCUAAUUUAUACUAUUACAAUAAUCAGCCCACAGCAGUGAUACUGACCCUGCCAUGUAUUUUCAUAAUAAUAAAUGGUUUAAACAAAAAUAUCUCCAUGUACACUGACUGUUGUAUAUAUGGUGAAUAUUUAG
Tachysurus vachellii is the source of this 1500-nucleotide messenger RNA. Its product is annotated as granzyme B(G,H)-like. The transcript is spliced from 5 exons. Lineage: Eukaryota; Metazoa; Chordata; Actinopteri; Siluriformes; Bagridae. Gene Ontology annotation, molecular function: serine-type endopeptidase activity. Bases 79 to 843 code for a protein of 254 amino acids. Gene Ontology annotation, biological process: proteolysis. The record is from RefSeq and is a predicted model, not a curated record.